Messenger RNA from Strongylocentrotus purpuratus (purple sea urchin), 9323 nucleotides. RefSeq names its product kinesin-like protein KIF21B. NCBI's taxonomy places the organism in Eukaryota, Metazoa, Echinodermata, Echinoidea, Camarodonta, Strongylocentrotidae. Bases 416 to 7231 code for a protein of 2271 amino acids. Gene Ontology annotation, biological process: microtubule-based movement; mitotic spindle organization. The transcript is spliced from 36 exons. Gene Ontology annotation, molecular function: ATP binding; microtubule binding; microtubule motor activity. The record is from RefSeq and is a predicted model, not a curated record.
ACUAACAAGUGGUUGCUUUUUUCAUGCAUAAUAUUCGACCGAGGAAACGGGAAAUUCGGUUCAUUCCCAUUACCGUUCAUGCCUGUAAGCUGUGACUCAUAGGCAGAACGCUUGCCUUCUGCGUAGUUUGAGUCCAUUUCUUUCUUCUGAGAGUCAAGCCAGAGCGUGUCAAUGACUGAAAAAAAUUCUCAGUGUCUUAUAUUAUGCGAAGCAACGUCGUAAUUGCCGUCGUACUCCUUUACUUGGUCAGCGCUACCUAUUAAAGUCUCCGUUAUCAAUCUACACAGACGAGGUUCAAGCAAGCGUAACGUGUUAUGUCUGUGUACACAAUCAAAGGACCUGUGCGGAUCAAUUGAAGUUGAGUCGAUGAACGAAGUGCAGUUAUUUGUCGUCACUCCAGAAACGGACAGUCAAAAUGCCGGAGAAACAAGAUGACACGAGUGUUCGAGUGGCUGUUCGGAUUCGUCCGCAGCUAGCGAGAGAGAAGAUUGAUGCAUGCCGGGUUUGUACAGCGGUUAGCCCAGAUGAGCCUCAGAUCAUCUUGGGUCCAGAUCGGAUGUUCACCUAUGAUAAUGUGUUUGAUAUGGACAGCCAACAAGACAGCCUCUAUCAAAAGACCGUCCAUGAUUUGAUUGAAGGGUGUUUUGAGGGCUACAAUGCUACUGUCUUUGCCUAUGGCCAGACCGGAUCAGGGAAGACGUACAGCAUGGGGACUGGUUUUGAGCCUGGACUGAAGGAGGACCAGAAGGGGAUCAUACCUCGAGCGGUCCGUCACCUCUUCACCGGGAUCGAGGAGAGACGGAGAAGUGCCACAGAGAGAAGCGAGCCACCACCGGAGUUCAAGAUCUACGCUGAAUUCAUGGAGUUGUACAACGAGGAGGUCCUGGACUUGUUUGAUACAACGAGGGAUAUGGAAUCAAGCAGGCAUAAGAAAUCUCACAUAAAGAUCCAUGAAGAUGCCGGGGGCGGGAUCUACGUGGUCGGUGUGACAACCAGGACCGUCACAUCAGAGCCAGAGACUUUACAAGCGUUACAGGGCGGUGCCUUGUCCAGAACAACGGCGAGCACCAAGAUGAACUCUCAGAGUUCCAGAUCCCACGCCAUCUUCACUUUACACAUCAAACAGCAGAGACUCAUCAAAGUGACAACGGAAAUUGAAGGUGAAGGAGAGAAGGAGGCGGAGAAAGCUGAAGGCGACGGAAUGAACGAGUUUGAAAUGCUGACUGCUAAAUUCCAUUUUGUUGAUCUGGCUGGCUCAGAGAGGUUGAAGAGAACUGGCGCUACGGGAGACAGAGCAAAGGAAGGCAUAUCAAUUAACUGUGGACUGCUUGCUCUUGGUAAUGUGAUUAGCGCCCUUGGUGACCCAACCAAGAGAUCAUCUCAUGUUCCGUACAGAGAUUCUAAACUGACCAGGCUUCUACAGGACUCACUGGGAGGAAACAGUCGUACAUUGAUGAUAGCUUGUGUGAGUCCUUCAGAUCAGGACUUUAUGGAGACGUUGAACACUCUGAGGUACGCCAACCGAGCCAGGAACAUCAAGAACGCGGUCAUAGCUAACCAGGACAAGACUAGUCGUCAGCUGGCUCUACUCAGAACAGAGAUCAAACGACUUCAAGAUGAACUCAAUGAAUAUAAACAGGGUAAGAGGUCAGUGAACUCUGAGGGAGUGGAAGAGAUCAACGACCUUUUCCAUGAGAACACGUUGCUCCAGAUGGAGAACGGUAACCUUCGUCUGCGCAUCAAGGCCCUCCAGGAGACUAUCGAUGGCCUUACUGCAAGGGUAGCACUUCUGGUAGCAGAGCAAGCAAGAUAUGGCAUGUCCGCCUCAACAGAUCGGUCUUGCUACACUAUGCCUGCAGACCUAGGUGGUACUGAUGGUGAUGAUGAAACCAUGACGAUGAUGACAGGAUAUAUCAAGGAGGUAGAAGAGUUGAGAGCCAAGUUGGUUGAGAGUGAGAGCAUGAACUCAGCCUUGAGGAGGAAGAACGUUGAUUCACCUGUCAGGGUCAAUUCCAGAGCCUCGAUGAUGAAUCCAUCCCACGGAGCUCUUAGACCAAGCUCUGCAAUAUUCACCGCACCCAUCUUUGAGAAUGAGCAUUACGGUGAUGAGGGCGUGAGGGUAGCCUCUGUGCUCUCUGAUGCUAAGAAGCAGGUAGAGGCUGAUCAGGAGAAGAUACGACAGGUGGAAAAGAGGAGAGAUUCACACGGAGGCAGUGAGAAGGACAUGGAGUCGUGUGAGGAGGUGACGGACGAGAGCCAUGAAUCUGUGCAAGACCACGAGACGGAGGGAACGAAAGAGGAGCGGGGAGAAGAGGAUGAAGAGGAGAAGGAAGAAGAGGAUGCUGAUGAUGAAGAUGAUGAUGAUAAGGACUCCAGUAGUAGCAGUGAUUCAGAAUCAGACGAAGAAGAGAAUGCUCAGCUGCAGGAGAAUCUAGCUGAGCUAGCGUGUGAGAUCACCAUCAAACAGAGACUCAUUGAGGAGCUUGAGCAUAGUCAGAAGAGACUCCACACUAUGAAGAUGCAAUACGAAGAGAAGCUAGGCUCUCUACUCGAUAAGAUCAAAGAGACAGAGAGCGAGAGAGAUAAGGUCUUAGAUAAUCUGGGUAAGUUUAUGAUGCUUGAAAGAGAGAGAGAGACGGAGAGAGAGAGACAGAGACAGAGACAGAGAGAGAGAGAGCAUAGUCAGAAGAGACUCCACACUAUGAAGAUGCAAUACGAAGAGAAGCUAGGCUCUCUACUCGAUAAGAUCAAAGAGACAGAGAGCGAGAGAGAUAAGGUCUUAGAUAAUCUGGGUAAGUUUAUGAUGCUUGAAAGAGAGAGAGAGACGGAGAGAGAGAGACAGAGACAGAGACAGAGAGAGAGAGAGCAUAGUCAGAAGAGACUCCACACAAUGAAGAUGCAAUACGAAGAGAAGCUAGGCUCUCUACUCGAUAAGAUCAAAGAGACAGAGAGCGAGAGAGAUAAGGUCUUAGAUAAUCUGGGUAAGUUUAUGAUGCUUGAAAGAGAGAGAGAGACGGAGAGAGAGAGACAGAGACAGAGACAGAGAGAGAGAGAGCAUAGUCAGAAGAGACUCCACACAAUGAAGAUGCAAUACGAAGAGAAGCUAGGCUCUCUACUCGAUAAGAUCAAAGAGACAGAGAGCGAGAGAGAUAAGGUCUUAGAUAAUCUGGGUAAGUUUAUGAUGCUUGAAAGAGAGAGAGAGACGGAGAGAGAGAGACAGAGACAGAGACAGAGAGAGAGAGAGCAUAGUCAGAAGAGACUCCACACUAUGAAGAUGCAAUACGAAGAGAAGCUAGGCUCUCUACUCGAUAAGAUCAAAGAGACAGAGAGCGAGAGAGAUAAGGUCUUAGAUAAUCUGGGUAAGUUUAUGAUGCUUGAAAGAGAGAGAGAGACGGAGAGAGAGAGACAGAGACAGAGACAGAGAGAGAGAGAGCAUAGUCAGAAGAGACUCCACACUAUGAAGAUGCAAUACGAAGAGAAGCUAGGCUCUCUACUCGAUAAGAUCAAAGAGACAGAGAGCGAGAGAGAUAAGGUCUUAGAUAAUCUGGGUAAGUUUAUGAUGCUUGAAAGAGAGAGAGAGACGGAGAGAGAGAGACAGAGACAGAGACAGAGAGAGAGAGAGCAUAGUCAGAAGAGACUCCACACUAUGAAGAUGCAAUACGAAGAGAAGCUAGGCUCUCUACUCGAUAAGAUCAAAGAGACAGAGAGCGAGAGAGAUAAGGUCUUAGAUAAUCUGGGUAAGUUUAUGAUGCUUGAAAGAGAGAGAGAGACGGAGAGAGAGAGACAGAGACAGAGACAGAGAGAGAGAGAGCAUAGUCAGAAGAGACUCCACACAAUGAAGAUGCAAUACGAAGAGAAGCUAGGCUCUCUACUCGAUAAGAUCAAAGAGACAGAGAGCGAGAGAGAUAAGGUCUUAGAUAAUCUGGGUAAGUUUAUGAUGCUUGAAAGAGAGAGAGAGACGGAGAGAGAGAGACAGAGACAGAGACAGAGAGAGAGAGAGCAUAGUCAGAAGAGACUCCACACAAUGAAGAUGCAAUACGAAGAGAAGCUAGGCUCUCUACUCGAUAAGAUCAAAGAGACAGAGAGCGAGAGAGAUAAGGUCUUAGAUAAUCUGGGUAAGUUUAUGAUGCUUGAAAGAGAGAGAGAGACGGAGAGAGAGAGACAGAGACAGAGACAGAGAGAGAGAGAGCAUAGUCAGAAGAGACUCCACACAAUGAAGAUGCAAUACGAAGAGAAGCUAGGCUCUCUACUCGAUAAGAUCAAAGAGACAGAGAGCGAGAGAGAUAAGGUCUUAGAUAAUCUGGGUAAGUUUAUGAUGCUUGAAAGAGAGAGAGAGACGGAGAGAGAGAGACAGAGACAGAGACAGAGAGAGAGAGAGCAUAGUCAGAAGAGACUCCACACAAUGAAGAUGCAAUACGAAGAGAAGCUAGGCUCUCUACUCGAUAAGAUCAAAGAGACAGAGAGCGAGAGAGAUAAGGUCUUAGAUAAUCUGGGAUCAAUGGCUGAAUCAAGAACGAAGGACAAAGCUGAGAAGAUCCGUAAGGAAUUCGAGAUCAAGCUCAAGAAACUUUCAGAGGAGAAAGACAGACUCACCAAAGUGCAGAAGGAACACAACAAGAUCUUAAAGAGCAAGUCACAGUUUGAGAGACAGAUGAAAGGACUGAAAGAUGAGGUCUUUAAAAUGAAAGAAACUAAGGUGAAGCUGAUGAAACAGAUUAGAGAGGAGCAGCAGAAAGGUAGAAACAAAGAUCAACUCUCAAGCAGAGAGAUACAGAGACUAAAGAAGGAAUCAAGGAAGAAAGAAACUCAGAUUAAAACUCUUGAAGCAUCGGCUAAACAAAGAGAACUGAUACUCAAGAGAAAACAUGAACAGCUUGAAAUGCUACGCAAGAAUCAGAAGCCGAUGUCGGACAAGGUCGCAGGUCGACUGUCCAGACCGGUCAAGAAGCCCUCUACGGCCCCCUCUACGGCCCCGGCAGAGACCGGUCAAAGGGUACUGAGUAGGAGAGGCAAGGCAAAGGUAGACACUGGUCGACCUUCGAAGCAUGAGAGGAAAGGAACAAGUGAAUAUUCAUCCAAGACGGCCAGACAGAAAUGGAAUAAGAUGGAAAGGAAGAUCACGGACAUCAUCGCUAGACGGCAGACCAUCUCCUACAUGGAGAGAGACAUGGAGCGGUUCAUCCAUCACAGGCACAAACUGAGUAAGAAGGUUGAGAAGUACCUGACCAAACGAGACGAAGCCCUGAAGGCAGGCAACAAGGAUCCCAGUGUGCAGAAGGACUUGGAUGAACAGAUAGACGGGCUGAAUGACAACAUGGAGUACGUCCAGGAACAGAUCACAGAAUGUCAGAGCGGUAUCAUGGAGGUUAUGGAGGGAAAGGAGGAGAUAGAUGCUGUUGAUGCUGCUGCAGUAAUUGAACAAUGCUCCUUGAGAGAGGCUAAAUACAUGCUGGAGCAUUUCAUCAACUUGGCGAUUAACAAGGGGCUGAGUGCUGCGCAGAAGGAAUCUCAAGUCAAAGAGCUUGAAGCCAAGCUACAUCAAGAAGAACAGAACAGCUUUGUUCAACAGACAUUGCUUCAACACAUGAUGAAAGAAAGAGAAGGGGAAGACUUAGACCUAGAUGGUCUCUUCAGUAAUCCUAACCUAGAUAGCGAGAGCAGCAGCAACAGCUCAAGGGCUCCCUCUCCAGUUGAUAUUAGUGCCUUGAAUGCAUUAGCAGUGAAUGUGCCUGAUCACACCACACUACCACACAUAGGACCAGCAAACUCUGUCUCAGCUAUUCCCAUACCCAGUCAGACCAAGGCUAAAGACAAGAUGAUCCUCAUUUCCCACCAGGCGCGAAGACGGACAGCUACAUCUGAAGAGCUCCUAGGAUUCAAGGGCACUGCGGACUUCACUCCCGACCCUGCUGUAGGUGUGGUCAUCGAGUCUGAUGAAACAUCAUCCUCAACGGAUACAGCCUCGGUAGACUCAUCUCUGGUGUUUCCUUCAAGUCAUAUACCAAUUAGAAAAGAUGGAAGACUUGAGAAACUUUCGCCUGCUCUUCGAAGAAAGAAUAUAACACAGCUACAGGCCCUCUCUAACCCCAGCUCUGUGGACCAUACCCCAGACCACACCCCUCCUGGUUCUCCCCCUCCUUCUAGAACUGGUAAUGUCUUCUCAAGAUUGGCUCAAACUAAUUCCCCAGCACAGUCUCAAAAGGACAGGGGUUCCAUCAUUCCUGUGAUCAACAAACCAACGACACCCCGAGCCCCCCUGGUGUGUUCAUACACCGCUGAAGGUCAUAGUAAAGCAGUCUUAUCGGUCCAGGCCACAGAAGAACUGCUCUUUAGUGGAUCAAAAGACCGGAGUGUGAAAAUCUGGAAGUUGGACACCGGGAAGGAGAUAGCUACACUUGCCGGACAUACAAACAAUGUUGGAGUAGUGAGAUACUGUGAGAAGCUCAAGUUGGUGUUCAGUGUCUCUACUGCGUUUAUACGAAUCUGGGACAUCAGAGAUACACAAAAAUGUGUUACAACCCUUAGUUCUUCUGGCAUGCAACUUGAUAAGACAGCUGGAAGCAGUUCAUCAAGGACAGUAACUCUACCUCAGGGUGAAACACAGAUCAAUGACAUCGCUAUCAACGAGAGUGGGACCAGGCUCUACUCUGCCGCAGGGAAUAUUGUGAGAGUCUGGGACCUUAGCAGCUUUCAGUCUAUGUGUAAGUUGUUUGGAGGACCCUCAGCAGCAGUCAUGUGUCUGGAUGUCAAGACUACACCUCAGUUUGACCAAGUCUUUGCUGGUUCGAAAGAUCACUAUGUAAAGAUGUUUGAGGUAGAGCCAGGUGCUUCUGGUUGCCUGACCUCGUCUUUCAACUUUGACCCCCCUCAUUACGAUGGUAUCCAGUCCAUGGCAAUCAGGGGGAAUUCCCUCUUCAGCGGGUCCAGAGAUGCUUGCAUUAAAAAGUGGGACUUGGACCAGAAACAGCUGUCAAAGGCAAUGUCAAACGCUCAUAAAGACUGGAUCUGUGCCUUGGACUUCUUACCUAGCUACAACUGUCUGUUGAGCGGUUGUAGAGGGGGCUAUUUGAAGCUGUGGAACAUCGACACCUGUACACCUGUCGGCGAGAUGAAAGCUCAUACCAGCCCUAUCAACUCCAUAGCAACAAACUCCACCCAUGUCUUCACAGCAUCUAGUGAUGAGAUCAAGUUGUGGCGCAAGUCUGAAAGCACCAGACUCCCAAGUUUAUAGCACGAUGAGCGGUUUAUAGAAUGGUUUUACUAAUGCAAUCUGCACACACUGGUGACAGGACUGUGAGCGUGUGGAAGAAAAACGGGGAAGCAGAUCGGACAUGACCUCGUGACCUCUCGAGCAACCUCUGACAUGAUGAUGACCUCAAAGGAGAGAUAAGGUAAUCUGCAAUAUAUCGUUUACAAGGCAGAUGCUGAUAACCUAUACAGCAUGUUCGCGUUCAACAGAGACAUUGAUGACAACACAUACCCUUUCACAGGACAGUGUCUUGCUUUACUGGUUGGAACCGGAUUCCACCAGUUUCCACCAGCUUUUACCAGUUAGCACCGGUUCACAGUGGUUUAAAUAUUUGUGCAUAUAUGAAGAAUGUAGAGGUGUUGGAAUUCAUGCAAUCCUGUACGUGUCUGUACAUGUAUAGGCCACUUGUGGAAUACAGGUCAAGUAAUCUUUAAAACCAAGUGACUUUUCUGAACUGUUAAAAUCACUUGCAAAUUUAUGAACAUAAAUAUCACCGGUAUGCUACAAGUACAUGUGUGUGAUAUUUCUCACCAAUCGUGGAUUUCAAAUUAGCCAUUUGGGGAUAAAGGUCAAGAAGCAAGUUAUCCCAGGUCAACCAUGCUGUGCCAUUGAUUGGGAGAGUUUGGCCAACCUGAUUCAAGAUGGGCACAGUAUGGCAAAGACUGCUUUGUUGGACAAGCACAGCUAGAUCAAUAUAUGCCAUGUUGUAAUCAACUAUAAAAACCAAGUUGGCCAAACUCUGUGUAAAGAUGACUCCGAUCAUUGAACUAGACACUACGGUGUGAAGAGUACAGUGGCUCGGAAGUCGACACAUAACCAGCGCCCUCUAUCGUUGUAGAUGAAUAUCUAAUUUCGUUUUCUGGGAGUGCAAGCAUUGUCGUAUCAUUCCGCAAAAUAUAAAGAAAUCAUGCAAACUGUGAAAAUAUUGGAGAGUGUAUUAAAUGCAUGCUGUAGACAGAGUUUAUAUUUAUUUUGUAUGUUUAUAUGUAUUUAUGUUUGUGCACAUAAAACUGCUGGACAAUGGAAAGGACAAAUGUGUUUAAAAGAGAAAUAUAAUUGCAUUGAAAGUUGAUAAUCUGUACAGUCAAAAAAGAACAUUUGAAGAUUAUAAAUGUUUGAAUUUGAAUUGAAUUGAAUUUGAUAAUUCAUUCCUUUAAACAAAUACAGCUCAUUAAUGUGUUUGUAAGUACAAUAUUUCUUGUGCUGAAAUGAAAGAAACCAGUCUGUAUUAUUUAUGUUCAUAAAAAUAAUGUUACACCUCACAAUGAGAAAAGUAAGGUCCAAAAAGUGAUCAUCAAAGAUCAUUAGCUGCUCAGCCUUUUUGAAAACACAGGUUUACCUGUCUAUCGAUGUUCAAACAUACAUGUAUUCUGCACAAUUUAUUAUAUUGAAUGAAUAGACUUAAUGUGUAUAUGCCUUGGUUUGUGUACAUUGUCAAUGAUGCAUGCUAGCUAUUGAAUGAUGAAGUUAUAAGAUGAAUUAAAAGUCUAUAACAUAUAUGUAUGUAUAUGCCAUUAUCCCAUUGAAGAUAUUGUGUGACAUUUAAUGACAGAGAACUUUAUUGAGCUUUAAGCUAAUUCCAAAAUUAUUUUUGCAGGUAGAGAAAUGUAGCUAUAUGAUUGAGUUUGACUGUAAAUGUUUGUUUGUAUAUGAUUUAUUUUAUUAACCUGUAUAAGGACCACGCAAGGGCGAUGAUGAUAGCCGUCUGUAAAGUCAGGUGGUCUUUAUAGGCAUGGGUCUUUAUAGGCAGGGGGUCUUUCUAUACAGGUGGUCGCUAAAUCAGGUUUCACUGUAUAUGAAUUCAUUGGAGAGAGUGUAUUUUAACAUGCAAUAUCACCGUAAUAUUUGAAGCUCAUAUUUUGAAUGUAGUAUAGCGACAUAGAAAAUAGUAUGUGGUGUUUGAUACACUUUCAAAUGACCAAUCACCAAAAUAUCUUUUGUUACGUAUCUUAUAAGUUUAAUAUGGCAAUAUUUUAUUCAAGAUGUGAGCUUCAAAUAUUACUUCUGAAAAGACAUUUUUUUCAGGUUGAUUUUGUACAUUGUAGCUUUACCCAAAUUCUUUAUGUGUGGCGGU